AUGAGCAAACGAGGCUCGCGAUCCAAGAAUCGUGGCUCUGUACUCCGAGAACAGGGCUCGACCGACUCGCUCAAGGAAAAGAAGAACGGAGAUGCGAACACGACCGCGACCAUGAACGGCGCAAUAUUGGAACAUCGGCGCAAGCAUGCUUCUUUCGAUAGCACUUCGCCCUCAAGUCAAGCUGCGUCGCUGAUGGGCAAUCCCAACUUCUCGCUCGAUGACGAAGUACCUAAGCUAGGACAGGAGGAUGAAGGACCAUCCAAGGGCUUUUUUGAACUCUCAAAGAAAGACCAGAGCAACUUCUUAUUGCUGGUUCUGCUGUACUUUCUCCAGGGUAUACCCAUGGGUCUGGCGCAUGGCUCCGUACCGUUCCUCUUGAAGCACAGUGUCUCCUACGCCGCGAUUGGUGUCUUUUCGCUUGCCGCGUAUCCAUACUCAUUGAAACUUCUUUGGAGUCCAAUCGUGGACGCAGUCUGGUCGCCUACUGUUGGCCGUCGCAAGAGCUGGAUUCUGCCAAUUCAGACAAUCUCUGGGUUUUCUAUGAUUUGGCUGGGCAAGAACAUCAACCGCAUGAUGAAAGAGGCUGGCGAGACAGACAGCGGGGUUUGGACCUUCACAUGGUGGUGGUUCGCGCUUGUGUUCCUGUGCGCCACCCAAGACAUUGCUGUAGAUGGCUGGGCACUUACUCUUCUCUCAAAGGAGAAUCUCGCAUACGCCUCUACUGCGCAAACCGUCGGCCUAACCGCAGGUCAAUUCCUCUCGUACACUGUAUUUCUGGCCUUCAACUCGAAGGAUUUUGCGAACAGGUGGUUUCGCAGCACUCCCGCAGAAACGGGCAUCAUGGAGCUGGAUGGCUACCUUAGCUUCUGGGGCUGGGCCUAUCUGAUUGUCACUUUCGGAUUGGCAGUCAUGAAGCGCGAAGACCGUGACAGGAACGGCGACGGCAUUGGAGAGGUCUACCGCACCAUGUGGGGUAUCCUCAAGUUGAAGAACAUCCAAAGCUUCAUCAUCAUUCACCUCAUUGCAAAGAUUGGAUUCCAGGCGAACGAUGCUGUCACGAGUCUGAAGCUCUUGGACAAAGGCCUAAAGCAGGAGCAGUUGUCACUUGUCAUCCUGGUGGACUUUCCCGUUGAAGUUUUCCUGGGCUACUACAUUGGCAAAUGGUGCCAGACGUACCCUCCGAUGCACAUUUGGUGCUGGUCAUUUGUUGGCCGCCUGGUCGCUGCAGGGUUUGCGCAGUUUGUCGUGUCGAUUUUCCCAGCCGGAGGUGCAUCGAGUGGAUUCCUCCUACUCGUCAUUGCGGAGCAUGUGCUCUCGACUUUUAUGAACACAGUCAUGUUUGUCGCUGUCAGCGCCUUCCACGCUAAGAUCUCUGAUCCGUUGAUCGGCGGCACAUAUAUGACUCUUCUCGCCACUGUCUCGAACCUUGGUGGAACAUUUCCACGCUACUUUGUUCUCAAGGCAGUUGACAUGUUCACCUCGGCGACUUGCAUGCCGCCUGCUGGUGGGCUCAAGGCUGGCCUGAAAGGACCCCUCGUCACGCAGCCUUUCUCGUGCGCCGUUGAAGCCGAGAAGCAUCGGUGCAUUGAAGGAGGAGGCGUGUGCAACGUCACAACGGAUGGAUACUACAUUGUGAACAUGCUAUGUAUUCUGAUUGGAGUAUUGACAUUCUGGGGGUAUAUCAAGCCUGCGGUGAUGAGGAUACAGGCAUUGCCAUUGCGCGCGUGGAGAAUUGCUGGGUAG
Bipolaris zeicola 26-R-13 is the source of this 1743-nucleotide messenger RNA. RefSeq lists its product as uncharacterized. The record is from RefSeq and is a predicted model, not a curated record. The transcript is spliced from 3 exons. Bases 1 to 1743 code for a protein of 580 amino acids. NCBI's taxonomy places the organism in Eukaryota, Fungi, Ascomycota, Dothideomycetes, Pleosporales, Pleosporaceae. Gene Ontology annotation, molecular function: acetyl-CoA transmembrane transporter activity. Gene Ontology annotation, cellular component: membrane.